Messenger RNA from Tribolium castaneum (red flour beetle), 1017 nucleotides. Its product is annotated as sideroflexin-1-3. Lineage: Eukaryota; Metazoa; Arthropoda; Insecta; Coleoptera; Tenebrionidae. Gene Ontology annotation, cellular component: mitochondrial inner membrane. The record is from RefSeq and is a predicted model, not a curated record. Gene Ontology annotation, molecular function: monoatomic ion transmembrane transporter activity. The coding region runs from base 1 to 981 and encodes 326 amino acids. The transcript has 5 exons. Gene Ontology annotation, biological process: serine import into mitochondrion; monoatomic ion transport.
AUGUGCAGCAACAAACAUGUAGGAAGACUCAAUCUCGACGACUCUCCGUACGACCAAGACACGUACUGGGGUCGCUUCCGCCACUAUUUCCAGCGAACCAACCCUUUCCACCUCCUCACCAGCUCCGACACACUCGAAGACUCCAAAUGCCUCUACCUCAAAUACCGAUGCGGGGAGCCUCUGGCGGCCGAUGUGACCGAAGACGAAGUCUGGCGAGCCAAAGCCCUGUUCGAAUCGGCUUACAAUCCAGAAACCGGCGAGAAAAUAAACUUCUGGGCCCGGCCUGCGGCCUUCAUCCCCGUCAACAUGGUCCUAGCUGGGGGCAUGAUGGCCUAUUACAAGUCCACUCCGGGGGUGGUUUUCUGGCAGUGGUUGAAUCAAACGUACAACACGUGGGUCGGUUACAAGAAUAAGGGCUCGGAUGAUGAAAUCACCAACACGCAAUUGAUCACGAGCUACGUGGUGGCCACUGGUACUGCCAUAGGCACCGCCUUGGGGCUAAACCGGCUUUUGGUCAACUCGCCCGCUCUGGUGGGGCGGUUUGUGCCGUUCGUGGCCGUGGCGGCGGCGCACUGUGUCGGCACGCCACUGCUGAAGGCCCAAAUUCUCAAGAAUGGUACCCCGAUUUAUGACGACUGUCACAACAAACUGGGGUACUCGAAGAACGCAGCUUAUGCAUCGAUUAGUGACUCCAUUAUGAACAAAAUUUUCAUCGCCGUGCCCCCCAUGUUACUGACCCCGCUAGUGAUGAACUAUCUAGAACGAAGGGGCACCUUGUGCCGGUACCCCUGGGUGAAUUUCCCGGCCCAUGUUGGUUUCGCCGGUCUCUUCCUGACCUUCCUAUCGCCCUUGGCUUACGCCCUGUACGCCCAAAGACCGCACAUGCCUUACAAGCACUUAGAAACCGAUCUGAGGGAGGCUCUCUGUAAAAAAUUCUACGACCGUCCCCCCAAAUUCGUUUACUACGAGCAAAGUGUAUAGUUCCGUUUCCGUAAAAUAAAACCCUUUUGCUAGAAA